GAAAGAAAAGCAAAGCAGCAUAUACAAUCACACUCAAACAAAUGUCAUCGAAUAAGGAAUACGUUACUCUAGUCUCGUCCAACGGAUUUAAAUUCGUGGUGUUAAAGGAGGUUGCUCAAAUAUCGUCAGUGCUCCAAAACUCGCAAGGUUUUGAAGAAGGAAAGACGGGACGUAUAGAAUUAGAUAUGGAAGGGGAUAUCUUGGAAUGUAUUGUCGAUUACCUUCAUUAUAAUUACAAAUACAAGAACUUGGAGGACAUUGGUGAUAUUCCUCAGUUUAAUAUUCCUACGCAUCUUGCCUUGGAGUUGUUGGUUAAGGCUGACUAUUUAGAUAUAUGAGAAGCAUAGAUGUUAUAUGGAUGCUGCUGUUACUGCUGUUAUAUACCCUCACCAGAAUAAGGAAUACGCUUAAAAGUAUCAUUCAGAUGUUACUAUCCAAAUUGUUGGUGAGUUCAGACUGGUAUUAGUAAUAAAACGGAGGAAGGUUGUAUAUGUAUUUAUAGACAACUAUACAUGUAAAUGUGUAAAAAAAAAUAAAGAACCUACUGUAUUACAUGUUGGUAUUACUUUACCACCAAUAUAUCUCUUCCUAUUGUUUACUUUAAACCCGUGACCAAUAUAUCUUGGCAGCACAUU
Spathaspora passalidarum NRRL Y-27907 is the source of this 635-nucleotide messenger RNA. RefSeq names its product elongin C (gene ELC1). The coding region runs from base 42 to 338 and encodes 98 amino acids. Gene Ontology annotation, cellular component: elongin complex. Gene Ontology annotation, biological process: ubiquitin-dependent protein catabolic process. Lineage: Eukaryota; Fungi; Ascomycota; Pichiomycetes; Serinales; Debaryomycetaceae. The transcript has a single exon. Gene Ontology annotation, molecular function: protein-macromolecule adaptor activity. The record is from RefSeq and is a predicted model, not a curated record.